Molecule: messenger RNA, 6717 nt
Organism: Oncorhynchus nerka (sockeye salmon)
Lineage: Eukaryota; Metazoa; Chordata; Actinopteri; Salmoniformes; Salmonidae
Product: synaptic vesicle glycoprotein 2A-like
Exons: 13
Coding region: 295-2496 (733 amino acids)
Biological process (GO): transmembrane transport; chemical synaptic transmission
Cellular component (GO): synaptic vesicle membrane; neuron projection
Molecular function (GO): transmembrane transporter activity
Source: RefSeq, a predicted model, not a curated record
GUCAGUUGGGUUUACGGGGAGCCUAUCCACGUUUGAGCAGCAGCAGCAGCAUCAAACGUACUGUCAUCCUGUGGACACAAUUCAAGCUGGGGAUAUAGUGAAAGCCAAAUCAUAAUUACGGAGCUGUCCAUCACAAAGCGGGCCCUGUGAUCCAAUUCAGCUCAACUCUCCGCCACCCUGUUGAGGGUAAACUGGAACGCUACCUGACAGAAACACUCCCCAGAGAUUCCUGAGUUCACAACCUACUUUUCAGGUGAUAAACCCCUGCCUUUGAGAUUCCUCAACACUUCAAUAAUGGAGGACGGCUAUCAGAACAAGACAGCCUUUAUAAAGGGCGCCAAAGACAUUGCCAAAGAGGUCAAGCGCCAGGCGGCCAAGAAAGUGGGCCGCGGUGUGGACAAGAUGACCGACGAGUACAGCAAACGCUCCUACGCCCGCUUUGAGGAAAACGACGACGACGACUACCCUGUAGUGCCUGGGGGGCAGGACGGUGGUUACUACCGGGGCGACAGCCAGGCAGCCAAUGACGAGGAAGGUGGCCACAGCGACUCCACAGAAGGUCACGACGAAGACGACGAGAUCUACGAGGGCGAGUACCAGGGCAUUCCCCGCGCUGACUCGAGCAAGGCUGCUGACGGCCUAGCAGGGGGAGAUGGGCAGCAGUUCAGGGACAUGGCACAGUUUGAGGGGGAACGGCGGAAGGACCAAGAAGAGCUAGCCCAGCAGUACGAGACCAUCCUGCAGGAGUGUGGCCAUGGGAAGUUCCAGUGGACCCUCUACUUUGUGCUGGGGCUGGCGCUCAUGGCAGACGGUGUGGAGAUUUUCGUAGUGGGCUUUGUGCUCCCCAGCGCCGAGAAAGAUAUGUGUCUGUCAGAGGAAAGCAAGGGCAUGUUGGGUCUGAUUGUUUAUCUGGGAAUGAUGGUCGGGGCAUUCGUGUGGGGUGGGCUCGCUGACCGGAUCGGCCGACGGCAGUCCCUUCUCAUCUGUCUCUCCAUCAACAGUGUCUUCUCCUUCUUCUCCUCCUUUGUUCAGGGCUACAGCACCUUUCUCUUAUGCAGACUACUUUCUGGUGUUGGGAUCGGUGGUUCCAUCCCCAUUGUGUUCUCCUACUACUCAGAGUUUCUGGCCCAGGAGAAACGUGGGGAGCACCUCAGUUGGCUCUGCAUGUUCUGGAUGAUUGGUGGCAUCUAUGCCUCAGCUAUGGCAUGGGCCAUCAUCCCACACUAUGGCUGGAGUUUCCAGAUGGGCUCUGCGUACCAGUUCCACAGCUGGCGUGUGUUCGUCCUGGUGUGUGCAUUUCCCUCUGUUGCGGCUAUUGCUUCUCUCACCACCAUGCCAGAAAGCCCUCGCUUCUUCUUAGAGAACGGCAAACACGACGAAGGCUGGAUGAUUCUGAAACAAGUUCACGACACCAACAUGAGAGCAAAGGGACACCCAGAGAAGGUGUUUUCUGUCACCACCAUCAAGACUGUAAAGCAGAUGGAUGAGCUGGUGGACAUGGGUGGAGACAUAUCAACUUUGCGACGCUAUAAAUUGAAGCUGACCAGCCUAUUCCACCAGGUGCGGAGUAACUUCUUGGCCAUCUUCAAUCCAGAGUACAGAAGGACCACCUUCAUGAUGAUGGCUGUCUGGUUUACCAUGUCGUUCAGCUACUAUGGGCUGACAGUGUGGUUCCCUGACAUGAUCAAGUACAUCCAGAAGCAGGAAUAUGCCUCGCGCACCAAGUUCUUCACCAAGGAGCGAGUGGAGCAUGUCACUUUUAACUUCACCUUGGAGAACCAGGUGCACCGCCAAGGACAGUACUUCAAUGACAAGUUCAUGAACCUUAAGAUGAAGUCCAUGGUGUUUGAGGACUCAGUGUUCGAGGAGUGCUACUUCGAGGACAUCACCUCGAGCAGAAGCUUCUUCAGAAACUGCACCUUUAUCGCAACUCUCUUUUACAAUACAGACUUGUUCCAGAACAGAAUCAUCAACAGCAAACUUGUAAACAGCACCUUCCUACACAACAAGGAAGGCUGUCUGUUGGACUUCACUGAUGACAACAACGCCUACAUGAUCUACUUUGUCAGUUUCCUGGGCACAUUGGCCGUGUUGCCCGGCAACAUUGUGUCAGCCUUGCUGAUGGACAAAAUUGGACGUCUGAGGAUGUUGGCGGGAUCAAGUGUCAUAUCUUGUGUCAGCUGUUUCUUCCUGUCAUUCGGCAGUACCGAGUCGGGAAUGAUCGCCCUCUUAUGUCUCUUCGGCGGCAUCAGCAUAGCUUCCUGGAAUGCCCUGGAUGUGUUGACUGUGGAACUGUACCCCUCGGAUAAAAGGACAACUGCAUUUGGCUUCUUAAAUGCCCUUUGCAAGCUGGCUGCUGUCCUCGGCAUAAGCAUCUUCCAGUCCUUCGUAGGCAUCACCAAGGCUGUGCCUAUCUUGUUCGCUGCGGGCGCACUCGCAGCCGGCAGUUUCCUGGCUCUAAAGCUGCCUGAAACACGGGGCCAGGUUCUGCAGUAGCACAAUUCACCACCAGAAGGCAGAAGAGUGUAGCUGCAGUGGCCACAUUGCAACCAGGGCCCGACCAACCAUACAAUCUCAGCCCAUUAAACACCAAAAAAACUGACUGUCAUCAACAGUAUCACAACAGUCCCAGAUUACUGAGGGAAAAAAAUGAGGAUAGCAUCAUACUUCAAAUGCUGAUGUAACCCAUUUAGCCUGCACAGACUAGCUGACAUCUUCACCACAGCGUAAAAUAGCACAUUGGGUUUUCUUUCUAAGAGAUCCUACAGGUUAGACGGAAUGAAAUCCUGCCAACACAGAUAGAACUUUAUAACCCACUGCCAAAGGAUGCAAAGAUACUGCUUGAUAGCUGCAAUGCUUAAUGGGGAUAAAUUGAUCAUAGAUACUUCCCAACAAAAGAGAUCAAACAUCUAUACACCCUCAAUUCAUCCUAGCAUCCAUAGCUGACCAUCAUGCCAUUCAAAAAGGUUACAGACGCCCUCCAAUAGAUUGCUUUCACUGUAACUUAGCUUCCUGCUGAAAAAGCGGAGCUCAAAUGAAUACUUGAAUAUUAAAUGGAUGUUUUUCAGCUCUGGCUGAUUAUAAUAGUGGUGAAUCAUACUUCAAAGCUUCUUGUCCUUUGUAAUCUGAAUGGACUUGAUGAGUGAAAGCCGUAUGAUAGAAGCCCAUUGGUUGAUCAGCCUAUUGCUUGCAUCUUAUAUCCUCUGUCCUUUAGGAUCUGUGGGGAAGAAAGGACAGGAUCAUUGUCAUUUAAAUCUCUUAUUGGCUUCCUCUGAAAGAGAAUAUUACAAACAAUAUUUCCCUUACCGGGUGACAUGCACCAAGCUCCCUGCUUCAAAAUAAUGAUAUAUAUUAUUUGUUCAAACUUGGCAUUGAUACUAGUUAUUUUAUCAUAUAGACAACAGACUACAUGUGUGUUGAAGGUAUAUUGUAAGCAUUGAAAUAAUGACAUGACCAAUAACUGGUCAAUAUUUGAGUUUAUUUAUUGAUGGCAAUUUGACGGGAUCGUUUUUAGUUUUAUAUUUGUAUUUAUUAUGGAUCCCCAUGCACACUAAACAAUUACUGUAUUUGUUGUCCUGCAUCAGAUUUACUUCAAGCAGUGAAAUACUGCAUAUGUCUAAAUCAUUUUAUGUUGUGUAUGUAUGAGGGAGAUGGAGAAAGAGUUACAUCAUAUGUAUCCUGUAUGGUUUUGUAAUUGGUUCUAUGAGACCUCUGGGGCACUCAUUCAUGUACAUUGAUCUACAUUGAUAAAGUUCAUCAUUAGGCUCCUGUAAAGAUAUUGGAACGCCAGAAAAAGACGAGUAAAUACGAUGACAACCUAUUUAACACAUCAGUGGAGAUAUCUGUUCAUUUUUGAAAAUCUCUGAUAUUUUUACUUUAAAAUAACGAAUACAUCAAUGAGCCCAGGAUUACAACUCAUGUUUCCUGCUUAUCACAUAGUGGUCUUAUGCUCUCUGCAUCAGCAUUCCAUUUAGCUAAGGCCAACAUGUGCCCCGCUCUCUGUUGUCUAUCACGGCAUACAGAACAUUAUACCUAGGAGGACCGAAGUCGGCCUGUUCAGUCGCCAAGCAAUGCAGGAUUAAUGAAGCACAAGUGAAUCCAUAUACACUGUUACGAAGCACAUAAUCCUUCAGUCAUACGGCUCAUGUGAAUAUAGCAACUAGUCACUCACAGAUUCAUUUGAAGGGCUCAAUUAAAUGCAAACUGUAUUUUUUCCCCCACCGUAAUAUAAACACUAUUUUCCCUGUGAUAAGAAAUGUACAAAUGUACUUAUUCAGAGCGACUUACAAUGUACAAUUUAUUGUCCCCCCCAAAAAAAAAAAAAAAAAAAAAAUCCCUUCAGCAUGUACGUUGGCAAGGCAGGCUUGGUUGAAUCUGGUCCUUUGUUGAUUAUUAUGUGCUUACUUGUCACCAUGUCCACGCCAUCCCUUUUCAUCUUUGUGUCACAAGUGUGGUGACAAUCAGUGAGAGAGCUGAUCUCUCCAUUGCUCAGCUGUAGUGUGAGUGGUGAUAUCUGACUGCAGGGAGAUUGGGCCUGUGGGAUUUCUCUGUUGCUGUGUGCUUGGUACAAGAGCAGUGUCUGAUGUGGUACUGGAAUUAUUUCUUCAAAUCGGAUCUCUUUAGUGUUGCGUAUGUCUGUAUGUGACAUCUAUUGUUAUUUGUGUGUGCACAUAACUGACACAUUUGUUCUAGACCUUAGUGUGUUUGAGUGAGUUUGCGAAAGAUAGGUGUAAAACAAUGUGUGUGGAUUGAAUUUGUGAUCUCUGUUGUGCUCUCUUUGUGUGAGUGCGUGCAUGUGUGAGUGUGUGUGCCAAAUAGUUUUCUACUUCUGUUGUUCUGGUGUUUUCAUCCCUAAGAACGAGCACAGGUCAAUAGGGGCCAUUAUAACAUAUCUAUGAACUAAAAGACUAAUGCAAUAGAUAUCUAGAUCAAUGUGAUGUUCUUUAUAGUUGUCAGCCUUGGGCGCUCUUUUGCUGAUUAGGCCUCCGCCAAACAAAUGUUUUCCUCUGAAAAGCGGUAUUUUGUCUCUGUGAUUGCCUGGCAGGUUGCAUGGUAAUCAUGAGAAAAGCACAUGACAUUUGUACAAAGCAAAUUCAAAUGACGUGUGUUACCAUUUGCAGAGUGGUUUUGGGGGAGUGUCAAAAUCCCAGCCAUUAUCCCAUUAGAUACGUGUAGUUUCAGGAUAAGAAUCUGGACUCUAGUUUUAGACCCAUCAACCUUUCAACUUUUCUCUGUUCAUAUCUCUCUAAGAUCAGAGGUCCCUGUGGCAGGCUUGUCAAAGUAGCCUUCCCAAUAAGCAGGAUGUUAAGCAUGCUUGUGGUGUCUGAUCUCUCUGGCUGUUCGUAUGCCUGGUCUGUUUGUCCAAAGCAGGAGCUGCUUUUGUAUUGCUGUCGUAUGGUGACACUUUGGGUCUUUAUGUACAGUAUCAGUUCUACGACCGCUUUUGGUCAGAGUGGGAUGACUUGGUGCAAGUUUUGUCUGUGUUUUUUUAAAGUAUGCCGUUGUUGGUAAGUCUUUGGUGAUCCUGUUAAAUAGUUGUACUUCUCUCUGCUUUCAGUGGGGGUUAAAGUUCAAGGAGAAAAGAAAUCAAAGCAAUAAAAGGGAUAUCUUUCGCCCUUUCCUAGUGAAGAGGCACAAGCAUAGAUGGGUUUCCAAAAGUAAGUAUUUCAAAAUGGCCACCAUGUUCUCGUCAAAAGAGCGCCCUCAGUAAAUUAAAGCUCAUGUCCACUUAGAUGAAACUGCCGUUUUUUAAUGUGACUUAAAAAUCAACGUGCUAUCAUUGUACUGUGUGUAGAAACUGUAGACGUUUGUACGUAUGAGUAUAAAAUAUGUGGACAAAAAAAAAGAUCAAGGAAAACACUUUGACAAGACUGUCAACAUGACGGAACACUAUUGUAUGUUGUCUUUGUUUUGUAAAUGACAAUUAAGAAAAAACAUGAAUAAAUUCUUCAGUAAUCACUCCCAUGGGAUGUUGAGAAUAUUUUACAGUGAUGCUGACCAGGUGCUGGAUGUAUUUAUUUUAUGUGAGAAUUGUUACUUAUGGGAUUCAAAUUUGUGGGCCAUUUGUCUAUCCAGUUCUAUGAAGAAAAUAAUAAACUACUAUGGACAUAAAAACAAAGUCCUUUCCCUGUUUUGUGAUAAGGAAAUUGUGUACGUGUGUGUGUGUGUCGCCGUAGGAAUCAACCAUGCUGAAUGCUGCUCUAAAAUGUGUAACAAACACAAGUCCUCUUACACAUCACUGUACCUUCUAUCAGUUAGCAGGAUGGCCAUCCUUAACUGUAAGGCCACAGACUCACUGUUAUAUGUUCGUCUAGAAGGCCAUUUUAGGUUCCGCUGCCAAAAUAUCGAAGCGCUUAACGUACCCAAGAUCAAUGAACUGUAUUUUAUAUAUUGUUCCCAACACAGUGCUUUUAGCUGUGCUGCCCCAUCAUAUUGUUUUGUAGAAGGGUUUACAACUCGGAUCAUUUUAUUCUGAUUGAUGAUUUUAAAUCCCAGAUUGGAGGGAUGUGCUGACCACAGAUUGUACAUGUUUUUAAACCUGCUCUCGUAUGCACUUUGCACUGUUUUAACUUCCAUUCAUUGUUAUUUUCAGGUUGUGUUGUGUCUCAUAUGUAACUAACUAUAAGUGUGCUGCUUGCUUGGGCUCGUAUGAAAAUGAGAAUCUCAAUGUGACAUUUCUGCAUAAAUAAAUGAUUAUUCGUAAUAUUAUUUUUAACA